Molecule: messenger RNA, 3363 nt
Organism: Danaus chrysippus (African queen)
Lineage: Eukaryota; Metazoa; Arthropoda; Insecta; Lepidoptera; Nymphalidae
Source: the annotation of a GenBank genome assembly
AUGGUUUCAAGGCUAUUAAUCUUUCUGGUAUUAUUACCGUUGUUGAGAUCAGAAUAUAUCCCUCCCGGCCCGGCAUAUCCCUGCCCUAAAGAAACCGAGAGACAGCUUUUAUAUCCUUGUACAUGUGAAAAAGGUACCGACGAUGGAUUGUUCAUUAAAUGUGAGAACACAGGGUUGGCGAUCAUGAGCGUUGGACUCGGAAACAUAGCCGGCUUAGGGCUGCCUAUCGAAAGGUUGGAGAUACGGGAAUGUAAAAUUGUACACCUAUUCGGACCGUUACUACAUAGAUCGAGUGUGAGAGUGUUACACAUAGUUGAUACUCCUAUAAAAACCAUUGAUGAAUUUGCAUUUGCCGGUGUUAACAAGACUUUACAGGAGAUAUACAUGACCUAUACAAGAAUAUCACAAUUCCCCAAAGAAGCAUUUAAGAUCCUAGGCAAUCUAACGACUCUAUCUAUAGAUGGGCAUUUGAUGACGUCACUAUCCAAGGAUAUUUUCGGAGGAAGCCUAGCUGUUGGUAAGCUAGAGAAGCUUCAUCUCGUCAAUGGCUUGUUAAGCGACAUACCUGUUGAAGCAUUUCAAAAUUUAAAAAAGCUGAAAACCCUUGAUCUUCAUGGUAAUAGAUUAGCGACGUUGAAAAGAAAUCAGUUCAAAGGACUUAGAGAUACUGAGGUGUUGGAUUUGAGUUACAACAAUUUAACCAAGCUAGACGGGAGUCACAUUGGAGAUCUGACUAAGCUGGGCUGGUGUAACGCCAGUCACAAUAAUCUACCGGACAUACCCAGGGGUAUGUUCGCGAGGAACACAGUCAUAAAAGUCGUUCAUUUGGACAACAAUAAGAUCAAAAAGUUAGACGUGAACAGCUUCAGAGGAAUGAGGUUUUUAAGACGUCUCUACCUACAAGACAAUCAGAUAUCUGAUAUCGGUCGAGGGACCUUCUCAUCGGUCACUCGAAUAGGUACAGUGGACCUCGCAAGAAACCUCAUCACUAAAGUAGAUUAUCAAAUGUUCCAGGCUGUAAAAUACGCUGAGCUUAUAAAUUUAUCAGAAAACAAGAUAACUUCGAUAGACAAGCAAGCUUUCACUGAUCUAUACUUGGCCGUAGUAAAUAUAUCACACAAUCAGAUAUCGAGCAUCGAACCCGGGGCCUUCGAGAACUGUAACAAUAUGACGCUGUUGGAUUUGAGCUACAACAAGCUGAAGGAAAUUAAUAAACAAGCCUUCGAUGAGAACACAUACGCUAAUGAGUUGAAAGUUACAUAUAAUGAGUUCACUGAUUUGGGACAGAUCCCAAUCCACAAUAUGACGGGCAUAAGGAUAUUGAACGCUUCACAUAAUUUAAUUACAACGAUACCGAAGAUGGCAUUCCCUAAACUUUAUGAACUACACACAGUCGAUAUAUCAUAUAAUAAUCUAAGUGAUAUAUUUAAUAGUGUUUUCCAGAAUUUGUUCUCGUUGAGAUAUCUGAACCUAAGUCACAAUUCCUUGGAGCGCAUCAAACCGGCAACAUUCGGUACUAUACCUACAGUCUUGGAAUUGGAUCUGUCACACAAUAAGCUAACAGAUGUAUCUAGAGGCAGUCUAGCUAAAUUAGCAAGCUGUAGACUCAUUGAUGUUAGCUUUAAUAGCUUGGAGAAGAUAUUCCAGAUACCUAUCAGUUUGGGGGAAUUGAAUCUGUCACACAACAAUAUAAGUACAAUCAAAACGAACACUUGGCCAACAAUGAACGCGUUGCUAUCACUCAACUUGUCGCACAACCAGUUGGCCGACAUGUCCAGCGACACAUUCAGCGGCUUGUUAACGCUUCAAACGCUUGAUCUGUCUAGUAACUCGCUGGACGCACCGCCGUGGGAAGCGCUGAAUACGCUGACUAGCUUACAGUAUUUGUAUUUACAGUACAACAAUCUGACAUCGCUAUCAAAAUCAGCGUUCGGUAAUCUGCCAACUACCUUCAAGUUGGAUCUAUCUUACAACCAGUUGACUGAUAUAUCACAGAAGGCUUUCAGUGGUAUGGCGCAGUUACUAGACCUCACGCUGAAAGGAAAUAAGUUGAGGAGAAUACCUAAUGGAGUUUUUACUGGAUUGGUAGCUAUGAGGAAAUUAGAUCUUUCAUACAAUGAAUUGGACAAAAUUGAUAACAAAACUAAUGGAUUACUAGAUGACUGUCUGUCUCUAGAAAUGGUAAACUUGAGUUACAAUAAAAUAGGUUUUCUCACAAAGAAAAUGUUCCCAUCUAAUCCGUGGAUACCCUACAGGCUAAUGGAAGUUGAUCUGAGUCACAACGAGAUACCCGUGGUCACUUUUGAUAUAACACACGGCGGGAAGAAACUUAAGAGACUUAAUCUAUCAUGGAAUUAUAUAAACGAUAUAAGAAACAAUGUCCUCGGUAACCUAACAUCUUUGGAGAUGUUGGAUGUAUCACACAAUCAAUUGAAAGAUUUAGUAUCAAGAACAUCGGAUUCAAAAUUCAAUUUACCGGAGAAUAUAACAGAGUUAUAUGUGAACGACAAUGUUUUGGAAGUGCUGCCGGUCAAUGAACUACUAAAAUCUAAAUUAUUGAAAAAAUUAGAUGUUAGACACAAUCUAUUGACAAGUUUUUAUCCAGAGUUAGUAAAAAUGAUAAGAGAAAAUGGUCUACAAGUUUAUUUUGAAGAUAAUAAAUUAAAGUGUGACUGCUUCACUCGACCUUUAAAGCAUUAUUUGAAGAAACAGACAAUUACAAGAAUUGAUACGGAGAAUAUGUACAAAAAUAUAACAUGUUUUGAACCACCAUCUUUAGAAAAUGAGAACUUUUUGACGUUAGAUGAAGACAGAUUAUUGUGUGCUGGCAAUGUUGAAAUAAAUGACAAGAUGAGAUCAUAUGGCAACACUGAAUACGAUUUCACUUCUGAACCUGAUGUUUUGUUCAGAGAUAUACAAUAUUCCCAGCAAGCCAUGUACACACACUGGUACGUAACAACGACAGACGACGUCGCGGACUUCUAUAUAUACAUACGAGACAACAACAACACUAUACACUACAACAAAGACAUUACAUACAACCUGCGGGCCAUCACUAUCGAUAUAAACGAGGAAUUCAAAACGUCACUGAAAAAAGGCGGGAAAUUUGACAUCUGCAUACAAGCGAAGACGUCAAACGGUUUCGCGCGCAAAUGGUUUGACAGCCAGUGUCAGACGGCGCCGUCAAACUUUGACAGCUGGCCGAGGAAGCUGUCAGUUGAUAAAAGGAGGCUGUCAAAGAAAAAGGUUACAUAUAGCUGGUUCUCAAACAGUGUACUAGGUUUAGUGAGUGAUUCCAUACUUAUAACGCUUUGCAUCUUCCUUGGAGUCUGUUUCAGGAGAUUGGCGGAUCUAGAUAUUUGA